CCACGCUCCUCUGACGGUUCAAGUCUCCUGUGGUCUUUCCGGGCGGAACUGAAACAUGUCGGAGACGGCUCCCCUGGCUCCUGCGGCUCCCGCUCCUGCUGAGAAAACACCGGUGAAGAAGAAGGCGAAGAAGACGGGCGCAGCCGCCGCCAAGCGCAAGGCGUCCGGGCCGCCCGUGUCCGAGCUCAUCACCAAGGCGGUCGCCGCCUCCAAGGAGCGCAGCGGCGUGUCGCUGGCCGCGCUCAAGAAGGCGCUGGCGGCCGCGGGCUACGACGUGGACAAGAACAACAGCCGCAUCAAGCUGGGCCUCAAGAGCCUGGUGAGCAAGGGCACCCUGGUGCAGACCAAGGGCACCGGCGCCUCGGGCUCCUUCAAGCUCAACAAGAAGGCGGCCUCCGGGGAGGCCAAGCCCAAGGCCAAGAAGGCGGGCGCGGCCAAGCCCAGGAAGCCCGCGGGCGCGGCCAAGAAGCCCAAGAAGGCCGCGGGCUCGGCCACCCCCAAGAAGAGCGCCAAGAAGACCCCGAAGAAGCCCAAGAAGGCUGCGGCGGCGGCGGCGGCGGGAGCCAAGAAAGCGGCCAAGAGCCCCAAGAAGGCCAAGGCCGCCAAGCCCAAGAAGUCGGCCAAGAGCCCGGGCAAGGCCAAAGCCGCCAAGCCCAAGGCCCCCAAGCCGAAAGCUGCCAAGCCCAAGGCUGCGAAGGCCAAGAAGGCGGCGCCUAAGAAGAAGUGAAGCUACCGCGGCAGGUCCUGCUUUGAAAAUCUCAAAAGGCUCUUUUCAGAGCCACCCA
This is a messenger RNA of Myotis daubentonii (Daubenton's bat), 785 nucleotides long. Its product is annotated as histone H1.3. The record is from RefSeq and is a predicted model, not a curated record. Gene Ontology annotation, molecular function: DNA binding; structural constituent of chromatin. Gene Ontology annotation, biological process: nucleosome assembly. NCBI's taxonomy places the organism in Eukaryota, Metazoa, Chordata, Mammalia, Chiroptera, Vespertilionidae. Gene Ontology annotation, cellular component: nucleosome.